This is a messenger RNA of Sycon ciliatum, 1426 nucleotides long. Its product is annotated as ceramide-1-phosphate transfer protein-like. Gene Ontology annotation, biological process: intermembrane lipid transfer. Gene Ontology annotation, cellular component: cytoplasm. The transcript is spliced from 8 exons. The record is from RefSeq and is a predicted model, not a curated record. Lineage: Eukaryota; Metazoa; Porifera; Calcarea; Leucosolenida; Sycettidae. The coding region runs from base 147 to 764 and encodes 205 amino acids. Gene Ontology annotation, molecular function: lipid transfer activity.
UUGAUUGAUUGACAGUUUCGUAUGGACUCUUGGUACUACGAGUAGUAGUUCGGAUAAAACUUCAGUUUGUUCCCGUUGAUGCUUCCAUCCGCUCGUCUUUGCUGUGUCUUCGCAUCAAGUGCUUGAUUGUGAUUCGUAAAGGGAUCAUGGCGAACACGCUGGAUGCGAAAAAGUUGGUGGAGGAUUUUGGGAAGGUGCUAGCUGAGGAUGGCACCAUUAAUCUGGAUGUGUAUGUGGAGGCGUAUGACUACUUGGGUCAAUUGUUCAACCUGCUCGGAACGGUCUUCUCCUUUGUCCACAGUGAUGUCCAUGAAAAGAUUGGCAUUCUCAGACAUCACCUCAAGACAACUGGUGAUGUUUAUUCAACGGUGCAGGCGAUGAUGAAGUAUGAGAUGGAUAACAAUCUCACGGCGGCGAAGACAUCUCCGCUUAGCGGUUCUCGGACAUUGCUUCGCCUGCAUCGAGCCUUAGCGUUUAUCAUUCAAUUUCUGGGCAAGGUUGACUCACUGAACCCUGGCGAUGGGACGUCUGGCAUUGCCCGUGAAGCCUAUGGUGCCACGCUGGCUAAUCACCAUACGUUUCUUGUGCGCCAAAUGGCCAGCGCCGCUAUGCUGACCUUGCCGUACCGUGAUCCUCUCAUUGUCAAGCUGUUUGGUGAUGCCAGCGCCCUGCAGGAUCUACAGGAAUUUGUUCGUACCAUCACGCCAGUGUACGAUGCCGUCGAUGCCCUCUACACAAAGAAUGAUCUACAUCGUCUACCGUGAGUGAGCGAACAUAGUCUAGAGUAAGCGAGUCUGCACGCUUUUGCACUCACCAAAGGAAUUUCUCCCCAUUUUUUUUCAAAAGCACUAUUUUGAAGCACCCUUAUCCUUGAAACAAUGCUGGUCUUUGUUGGGUAAGAUGCUGACUUGCUAUGUUUGGCUCAUGUAUCUGUUUCAUAGUUGACGAACAGCACUAUCUUAUUUGUAGCCUCUAGCUGGCUUGUGUGACCAUUAUUUAGUCGACCAGCAUACUAGCCCCUUCUUCACAUUCUGGCCGCCACAGUGUGUGUGCGUGCUGCCCUCCUACUGACUCGCUCCACUACUCUAGUGCACAUCCGAAUGCUACUGCACUGAUGCACCAAGUGUCCGGCCGGCUAGCGCCGCGUUCUGACAGCUCAUACGUAUGUUUGGUAUGCAUCAUGUGGCUCGACUUCUUGUCAACCCUUCUCCUCUGUUUUAUCGAUCUGUCAUGUCCCUCAACCUUUUCUGUGCUUCUAUGCGAAUUUUACUCCCGCGUACUGCUUUAUAUUCAUUUCCCCUCUUUACACAGCCGAGUGCAGAUUUCUCUGGCAUUUAUUUAUUUCUCUAUCUUCCCAGAUAUUCUUUAAUUCUUAUACGAGGGUUGUAUUAUUCUUCAUUAUUUCUUAUUUUACAACUUAGGUCAA